Molecule: messenger RNA, 10533 nt
Organism: Pocillopora meandrina
Lineage: Eukaryota; Metazoa; Cnidaria; Anthozoa; Scleractinia; Pocilloporidae
Source: the annotation of a GenBank genome assembly
AUGCACAAAUCGAAACGGACUUCUAGUGGAAGUGAUGGCGAAACAAGUACCUCUAAUGGUGAAUGUAUAGCCAAUGGAGACAGCAAAGGCCAUCUUAAAAGGAAAAUUGUUCCUAGAAGCGACGAAGAUGUCGUACGGCUAAUAGUCCAGCAUUUGCAAGGCUUGGGCUUGAAGUGAGUCGCGUUAGAAAUAUGGAAUCGUAGAAGACGCAAUUUCAUUGGCACCUAACUUCGUUGUUGGUUUCCUGUUGCGUGGCGUAUACGAUUGAUGUUUAUUUUAUUUUAUCCCCCAGCAAAUCAGUCGAUGUCCUUAUGCAGGAAUCGGGCUGUAGACUAGAGCACCCAUCAGCGGCUAUGUUCCGUGAGAGUGUAAUGGCCGGUGAUUGGGAAAGGGUUAGUUCAGAUCGCUGUGUUUGGCUUUCAAUUAUGAAUCCUUUCUUCGCUGUAAGCUGUCUUUGUGGACAAUGCUUCGUUCAGAUGUCUUUGUGGGAGGUUCAAUCUUUCUUACCGGAUUUUUUCUCUGUUUGUAAGGCGGACGCAAUCUUGAAAGAGCUCAGGCCCUUAGUUGAGAACAAAGAAGACAUCUCGGUUAGUAUUUAUUAUGCUUGGUUUUGGCUAAGUUAUCCGACAGGUCCAAAGGCCCCAUUCAAUAUCCGUGGCGUUCAUUUGUUUUAAUUCCUGCAGUCAUUACAUGAAAUUUAAUUCAUGUUCUCGAGUUAACCUUGUUCUCCUCGUUUUUCCUGUAUUAGAGGCAGGAUUUGGAGUUAAGAUUUUGAACUGGUGUAAUUUGUUUUGCCUUUAAAUAUUGCAUCUUUUUUUUUAAUGUGUGCGUUAUGUACUCUUUCAAAGAAAAUGAGGUUUUGCCUGUUGGAGCAGAAGUUCUUAGAAUUCCUCGAAGAAGAGAACCGUAUAGAGGCCGUGUAUUGUUUAAGAACAGAACUAACUCCUUUAAAAUGUAACAGAGAGAGGGUUCAUCAGCUUAGUGGGUAAGUGUUUUAUUUCGCUACAAAGCCACGAAAUAAAUUUACAUAUAUGGCUUCCCUCUGGUUUUUUAUGGCUUACCAUGUUAGAUAUCAAGCUAUUUGAAUAAAGUUAUUUGAAUGAAGCAUUUGCCAGCCCCUUGUUUACCUUCAAAUGGUAAUCGGACAGGCAAAAUACAAAGGGCAUAGUUGGUGAUGAUAUUUACAUGAAGACUUCCAGGAUGCCUGAGUUUGUAGUUUUAAAUGUAACUUUAACAUAUGGUUCCUUGUUAAUUUUCUAUUCUUUAUUUAAAUAUUUAAUUUCCUAAUCAGUGGGUUUCUCAAAAGUGACCUGGUGUAGAAAAAAAUUCUUGAAAACUUGUUAUUUCUUCUCAAGUUGCUGUCUUUUGAUUUUGUGGGAAAUAACAUCUCAAUCCAAUAAUUUUGUAAUCUACAGCCAUUCAUCAUCUUUGGAUUGAAAUCACUCAUUUAGUCUUAUAACGACUUAAUCAAAGUACAUCAACUUUCAUUUUGGUCAAAUUAUUGCUGUUUGUGUUAUUUUAGCAUUUAUCUAAUCUCUAACCUUGACAUAUUAGAAAGUCGCUGUGUAGGAUGCAUGAUUGAAUUAGUACAACAAUAAUUCAUAAAGUUUUCUUCUAAUAUUUUUUGGAUGCUCUGACAAUUUUUGUUCUGCGAAAGGAAAUUAUAUUUAUUCUUAUUGAUUUUUGUGGGUGAAAGAGGAAAUUAUGUGGUGUUUUAAUCAGAAAGGCAAGAGUUAUUUGUUCAACUAUUCAGUUGAUGUAAUAGAAAAUUGUAAGAGCUGUUGUUGAAGCAAUACAAGAAAAAAGGCUCUCUGAAUUCCAUUUAACUUGAUCUUGUCAAAUUCUGCUUGGAUUUUCCAAGUAAGCCCAACACUUAAGGAGGGUAAUUUUAUCAUUGGUUUUAUUAGACAUAACUUGAGCCUUUUUCCUUGAUAUUCCUAUCUGGAUUUUCAUAUACUUUUAGAGUUGUACAUGUAAGCAGGUAUAGAUAUAGUGCAGUGGUGAUGUUAUAAUUAAGCUUCAAAAAAAUUUUCAGUUGGAAACAUAUUUUGAUCCAUUUGGAUUAGUUUCCUUUUUGAUCUUAAGAAUAGGAUACUCUUUAAACCACGGCUGUAGUUUGAACUCAUUUGCUCUGAGACUUAUUUUUAACCUCAAGAGUUCUGUGUGAUAUCCUAUACCUAUAAUCUUCUACUAUUAAACAGAACUACUGUCAUUUAGUCAUUGACACCAACUUUGCAUUAUUCAAAGUGAUUUGAGGGAAAUAAGCAUCACUCUCAGAACUGUAAAAACCUUACAUGUACUUUGAAACGCUAUACCUGUUAAGCUUGUGAUCUCUAUAAUUCUAUUGGUUGUGCAUUUGGGACAGUUUGACGACCAUUUAGACUCCCUAAAAGUCCUGAAUUUACAGCUAGAAAUGAUUUCUUUUAGAUUAGUAAUGUAUACAACAAAGGAGGAACUUCAUAAAAAAGCUGAAUGGAAUGGAAAAGGAUACCUCUCAAGACACAAGCUGAUGGAUAGGCUUCAAUGUAAGUUGAUCCUCUAUGAAUUCAAGCUGAACAGCUUUAGCCACAUUUCUUGAAAUUCUUUUGUUGCAAUGGUCAAAAGUAAUAAAUUUUCCUUCAUGGUCAAACUAAUGUAUGUUGUAUCUGGUUGCCGGGCACCUCCAAGAAUUUUUUUCUUUUUUUCAUUUGCAAUGUUGACUUUCAUCGUCAUUUUCAAGGCUCCAAUUUUGUAUCUCUUUGUUUGAUUUUUGUGAUUUUAGAAAUCUUAUUGAAAAAGUAACAUGUGCAUGUGGUUUAUUUUUACACUUGCCCUUUUUGAAUAUUGUAAAUUACAGUAUAACUACAAAAUAUGUCAUAACUGACAGCACCAUGAAGAAAAAUUGCAUGUUUUUGAUGCAUUAUAUACGAUACAAAUUUUUAAAAAUCUUUUGAUUUAUAUCUUGUGAUUCAAAAUUUUUUUUUAUUUAAGAAUUUUCAAACUACUUUUAUCUUUGAUGAUUUAUGAAAAUGAAAAAUGAUACUGGUUUGAAAGAUUCAAAGCAAGGGAACAUUUGGACCAUGUUGUAUAAAUGGUGCAAAAAAUAUGACUUUAUUUAGUAAAAGUGUGGUUUUAAGAAAAAAUUCUGAGCUACAGAGAUUUCCUUGAUGUUUAAAGCAAGGAUCAGUGUUGUCUGAAGCAAUCUCCAUACUGAUAUUGAAUAUCAGUAUGUGAGGCAAAUGUUAAGCUAGGAUAGGAAAGAAGGAUUGAACAGUUGGUGUACAGUACAUGUAGGUGUAGCAUUAAGUGAAAAAAAAAACAAAUUUCUGCUUAAGGAGUUAAAUGUCAGAAAGCCUUUAUGUGUAGCAGGGUUUUCAAUAAUAUUUGCAGGUACAGUUGGUCUACUGCAGCUUAUAAUACUUCUUACUUCUGUCUGCUUUUUUCACACUGUGUUUACUGAUAGUGUUAUGUGUUAUUUUUAUCUUCAGCAUUUUUACCAGCAUCUGUGAUGCUUCCACCACAUAGACUUAGAACAUUAUUAAAUCAAGCAGUUGAACUGCAAAAAGAAAAAUGUCCAUAUCAUAAUACAAAACUUGAACUUGGACUGCAUUCAUUUUCUCUGCUGAGUGAUCAUCUAUGUUCAAGGUAUGGCUCAAAGGUGUAGGUCUCAAAUGAAGUACAUUGUUACUUAAUUACCAUGAAUGCUCUGACAAGUCUUCCUCUUUGAUUAGUUGCCCCUCCCCUCUCUAUUGAGGAGUUCAAAUUAUUAUAAAUGACACCCUUCUACUUCAUGAAAAAACUCUACCCUGAGUGUGGUUAAACAUUGUAGUAAGAAAUAUUCCCAUUGUAUUCACUGAAUCUAAGUCGUAAUUUAGAAGAAUGUUGGCCUUUGUUGAGUUUUAAUAGGCCUUCCCUUUCUGAUAAGCCCCACCUGGUUGAUUUCCCUGUCCAGAUUGUCAAGUUUCUAAUCUACCCCUCUAGAGACUGGCAAGGCACAAACAGCUGAAGUCAUUAAAAUUGAUGCUGUUUGCUUUUGGCACAUCUGCCCUAAUCACAAAUGGAAAAUUGUUUGAUAAGCUGAAUUUUGCACAGAUUUUGACUGAUUCUUACUAAUGAUCUAUUGGAGGACAGAUGCACAGAGGAGCUCAAUAUUAACAACCUUUUGCUUACCAUUAUAUAAAACAAAUAGACUCCAUGUUGCUGUGGAUCUGUACAGUAAUAGUUAAUGAAGACACACUCAACUGUAUACUAAAUAGAUGCAGGGGAACAUGACAUCUAUUUGUUAAUCUGAUGCUUGGUGGGCUACCCUUUUCAGUUUUUCCAUUCCCAAGACAAAACUCAAGAAUUGAAACUUACAUUUUAAGAAUACAAGGAAACUUUUAUUUUAUUUUUCUGGUAUCAUUCUCUCUCCACCAAUGAGAAAGAAAAUGAUGAGCACCUUAAAUAUACUAGCUACAGUUUUGGUGGAAGAGGUCAUUCUUUGCUUUUAGAGUACUGUGUACACUGUUUAUCAUUUUUGCAUAAUUAAAAAUUACAUGUAUUCACCAAAGUGAAGGAUAAGUAUAUACCACACAGAGACUGAUUUAGUAUAGACCACUCAGAAACCAAAAGUAAGUGCAUUCCUAGCAAUAUACUGAAAAAUGGUAAGAAAUUAAACUUUUGACAUGCAAUUUUGUUUCCUUGGCCACCAGGAGGUGAAUAGUAUUUGCUAUUCACCUCCUAACAAGCCAAUCAGUGGGAGCUAAAAAGCACUAUUCCCUUUUGUGGUAUACACCUAUUAAAUAAAUGUUAUUUGAAACUGCUUGAAUGGUAAACUACAUUUUAUAGACAAAGACGCCAAUGGUAUCCUUUACAUUCUACUUGAAACUGUUAAAUUCAAAGCACAUUUACAUGCACAUUGAAUAUAGUGAAAAGAAUUGUUUUCAUGUGUUCUCAUGCAUCUUGAAUCUGGUUCUUAUAAAGUCUCACAAUGUUUUUUGUUUAUUAUAACUUUCUCAGUUUUCAUUGCUUAAUAUCCUUUCCUUCAUAGGAAUGUCCUCCCAUGUGAAACAAAAUACAUAUUAACAGAACACAGUGACGAGGUAAUUUGGCUAUUUUUGUUAGUAAGGUUUCAAGAACCCAAAAUUUUUUAGUGGAAGCAUAGCCUAUGUAUCUGGAGAAAUUGUGCAAUUGUAAAGAAUACAGUAAGAGGAUGGUAACAUUACUUCAUACAUGUAUCUUCUAGCUGGACUUUUACAUGUGUAAAAGACACCCUUGAGUUUCUUUUUCAAUAGAGAAUGACACAUGGGUGCACUAACUCUUUUAGUGUUAAACUAGGUAUCUCACUAAUAGGCAUAGUGAACAAGUGAAAUAUAACCUACAAAGAGAAAUUUCAUAUCUGCAAGCAAGCUUGAAUUAUUUUGUCUAUUAUGUAACUAUUACAGGCCUUUAGUUUACUAAUGAGAAAAUGAACUAUAACUUGGAUCAGGAAUGGUGGAUGCUUUGCCAUUUAUUGAAAGGGGAGUGAUGUGUCAGCAGCUGAUUGGUGACCUCAAGCACAAUAAAAAAAUUAAUGUAAUUUUACAUGCAUGCAGUUAUAGCUUUUCUUGGGGCUAGAAAUUCUUGGAAAACAACAGUUAUUACUAUAAACCAUUUUACAUUAUGAUGAAGAAAUAAAGAGCAUUUGGAAAUAUAAAUUGGUGGAAAGUUGAUUUUCAAAUUUUUAAUAUUAAAACUGUCUUGUCACUACAGGUUUGGUUUCUUAAGUUUUCUCAUGAUGGAACAAAACUUGCUUCUGGAUCAAAAGAUGGCACUGUCAUUAUCUGGGAUGUAUCGGUAAAGAGACAAGCUCUCCUUCUUAGAUUCUUGCCUACUGUUUAUUAUCAGCAAAAUUAUGUUGGUUUGGAACGUGUUGCAAUCAAUGAAAAUUUCUAGUGAUGCCUGUAAUAUGUCUUAUAUGUUUAUAGCUUAAGCUAUGUUCUAAGUUAACUCUGAAAUAUUUAUAAUAUUGAGGGAGAGAAGGAGAAGAAACAAACAAUUAAUUAGCCUUUAAGUUAUGGUUUUUAAAUUUUUUUUUUCAACUUAGUGUUCAAUUUUAAUAUUAGUAUUCAUAUUGUUUUUUAAAUUGUUAGAUGUUAUUACUUACAUAUUAGUCAAUACUCUUUGAUGGUUAUAACAUCAAAUAUCUCUUUUUCUGUUGUUCAGAAUGGCGAACCCACAAAUCUUAGAGCAUUUGAAGGUCCUUCAUUUGGAGUUGGAGAAUUGGCAUGGAGUCCUGAUGAUACUUAUAUCAUUGCUUGUGGUCCAGAUGACUGCUCUGAACUAUGGAUCUGGAAUACAGAGGUAUGCUUUGGUCACCCACUGUUUCAGUUGUGAGGCUUGUGGCACUGGUUCACAGACUAACAAUUAAUUUAUCUUUGUGGGCAAAUGCUUUAUUUGCAAAAAAUUGAUGUGCUUGCUAUUUGACAAGAAUGUGCUAAGGAAAAGGGGUAGGAACUGGCUAGAAUAGUGAAUUUAAGAAGAAGUUGGCCAAAGGCAAAAGUUUAGGUAUUUCUUUUUCUCAAUUUUGCAAUAUUCUGAAAUAAUGGAAGGAAGAUAAUGGGCAGACUUGCAGGAAGAUGAAAAGCAGGGUAUAGGAAGUGAGAACUUCCCAACCACUGUACCUUCCCAUGCUCUCCAUUUCUUCUUCUUUUCAUUUGUAUGAUUGACAGUGUCACCACAAUGGCACCACACCAACUCUUUGACAAGAUCAUUUCAAAGCUUAUUUUGCUUUUCUUAACUUUGUACAGAGAAGUGUUUAAGGAAGGUGAAUCUUUAUGUGAAUGGUACAUGUUAAUUAAGAGACAGGUCGUAUGUGUAUUUUUUGGUUUGGCUUAAGAAAUUUUAAAUUUAGGGUUUUCUCUUCAAAGGUACUGACAAGUAUAUUUACAUAAAAUAAUUUUGAAACGUGUGAUAAGAUUUGUUCGUGAUUUGCUACUGGCUCUGUCAGACAGGAGAACUGAAAUGUCGAAUGACCCAAGCUGCAGAUGAUAGUCUAACUUGCUGUAGCUGGAACCCUGAUGGAAGGAAAUUUUAUGCAGGUGGCAAAAGAGGACAGUUUUAUCAAUGUGUAAGUCGUUUGCCCUUUUGUAUGGCAACUUGCAACUUAGUGUCAAAGCAAUCUCGGUUGAAACUGCUCUAUUUGUUGGAGUUUCAAUGUUGAGCUUUGACUUUCUUCAAGCAGGGGUUGAUAAUUCCCUUGCUUACAGAAAGAUACGACUGCCCAAUGGGCAGAUUUCAGGAUCGUAAGCUCCAGGCCAGAGCCUGGCUGGGCAGGGGUUACUGUGUUUAGUUCACUGGAAAGACAUUCACUCUACUCAAAAUGUUUUUCUUUCCCCUCGGAGAAGUAACUUAAAUGCCAUUCAGGUAAUCUGGAUUGGAUGAGCAUGGAUUGGAUGGAGUCACAAAACAGCUCGUUACUUCCUGCAGUUGAAACUGUGACAGAUUUACUGCUUUAUUGCAAGACUGUCUUGUACUUGUUCAUAGUAGAAGAGCUAUUUCAAACAUACAUUAUCUAAAAUUUUGUCCUCGUCAAAGGGACACAUCUUAAAAAAUGAACAACAGGGACUAAUCCCAAUUUUCAAUGUUAUUUGCUUUAUUGGUGUUUGUAUGGGCAAACAUAUAGGACUUUUAGAUAGGGUAAAAGCAAGAAGAUGAAGAACUUUCCUCCUCUUUCUUCUAGGACCUUGAUGGAAACGUGUUGGAAUCUUGGGAAGGUGUUCGAGUUAUGGGACUGCACUGUCUAAAUGACGGAAAAAUAGUUCUUGCCUCCGAUACACACAACAGAAUUAGAACUUACAAUUUUGAAAAUUUAAACGAGGAUAACUUGUAAGUACUUGUGAAAUUCUGUGGAGGGUGACGAAGUUAUCUCGCGGGGCAAAGUAAAAUGAAAGCAAGAUAAUUUGUUUUUAUCAACUGAGUGGAUCAACUGAUAAUGUAAAUUGGACACCGCAAAGAGUUUCAAAGCUGACGUUUCGAGCGUUAGCGCUUCGUCAGAACGAAUCAUUUUUGAAAGCAAGUGCCAAAAGUAAAGCCUGAGACAGAAUAAGGGCUUCAUUUCUUCUUCAAAGGGAACGAGGUUUCCAAGAAAAUUCUCCUUGCUCACGACGUAGCCCGGGCUUUCAGCACAGUUUGUGAUAUUGCCCAAGCGGUUUCUGAGAGGCUUAUUAACGUUUGACUUUUAUUUGGGGUUGGCAUCUACUUUCUUCAAUCGCUUUAUUUGCCUGUGACCUUUGAGGAUCAAUUUAUCAGUUUUGCCUGUAUCAUACACAGGUUAAAUUUGGUUAUUUUUUGUUUGUAUGUAAUUAAAAAUGUAUGAACAAAGUUAUCAGUACCAAAGGUGAGCACCACUCCACCAAACAGUGAUUAUGAGAGACAGUCGAAGGUGUUUUCACACUUUAACCAUUCAAUUGACAGUCACUGUGUGUUAAUUUCAUCAAAAUGGUAGUUAUCAAAGAUAUUGUGACUAUGCUACUUUUUUUUUUCCUUUGUGUCGAUUUUUUGUUUGUUUGUUUAUAUUCUCAGAGUACAAGAAGACCGUCCAAUUAUGUCAUUUUCUGUAUCUGAUGAUGAUCGACGGGCACUUUUAAACGUAGCUUCACAGGUAUGGAUAUCCGCUGUGUGCCUUCUCCAGGGAAAAAUUUUAUGGUUCGGGUGUUUUGAAAAUUUACCUUCAAUUUUAUGUUGUGUUUCACCAUCCUUGCAGGGACUUCAUUUAUGGGAUAUUAGAGAUCGAGUUCUAGUCAGAAAAUACCAAGGUGUGAGGCAAGCCAGGUUCACUAUAUACUCGUGUUUCGGUGGUGCUAAUCAAGAUUUUCUCGCCAGUGGCAGUGAAGGUGAGGCUGACUGUAAGUGACGGUGAUCAUUUAAUUGCUAGCUAGGAAUCAAUGUCAAAAUUUACAAUAAACAUGCAUUACGAGAGGUAGUUGUAGGUACACUGCAUAAAGGUAACCGGGUAAUUUUCAGUGAGUGUUAGAAGGGAUAUGGAUGGUCUUUGCUGAAUGUCAUUUUGAAAAAUUGUGUGUCUAGAUUAGAAAACCCUUGGCUAUCUGAGGAAUAAAAGUGUGCUAUCGGAUUGCGUGACCCACGAAGCUUGAUUUUACUCUGUAACGUUUCGUCGUCUUCGAUGUAAAUGGCCAGAACAAAUUUGCGAAUAGAAUUUCGUUCCUAUCAAGAAAAUAACACGAUGAUCUCAAACAGCUUAAGAGGUCUACCCAUUACAUUUUGAUUACUUGGUUUUCCUGCGAUUGCAGCUGAUGAGGCAAAGUUUCCAAGAGGUCUUAGUGCUUUUCACUCACUGCUUGAAGUUUAUGUUGGCGUUUAGCAUUCAAAAAUACGACGACCUAUCGUAAACUUAGUCCUGACUCUUACAUAAUCAUUUUAACCUAUGAGACAUUGCCGCAAAUAUCCAGUAACAAAUAUCGUAUGCUUGUCACAGAUCACAAGGUGUACAUUUGGCAUUUCAAACGUGAAAAACCAGUUGCAGUACUUAGUGGACACACGCGAACAGUAAAUUGUGUCAGUUGGAACCCCAGGGAUAUCUAUAUGUUGGCUUCAGCCAGUGACGACGGAACCGUACGGUUAUGGGGGCCCAUCACUAGGAAUUCCAAAUCUGGUAAGUGAAGUAAAAUCUGUAAAAUGCGUCUUUAUGAUUUUUACCUUGACGGUGUGGCUAUAUUUUUCUUUCUUGGUAGUUAUAAAAACACCACUGAAUUAUUGUAAAUACAAAUUUACUAAUCUAGAUAUCUAAACUCUUGGCACCUUGCUAUGUUUUAGCUGCACAUAUCCAGUAUCAUGUCAUUUCUUUACUGUCCCUUUCAUUUUCUAGGCAGUGGAAGCACGGCUGUGUAACACAAUAGGAAACUUUUGUAUAAAUUUUGACGCGGUAUGCCUGCUGUGGUGUUGAAUUUGUAUUAUACUCUCUUAUUACUCUCUCAUCCAAACCAUUGAGCUCAUCGGCAUUUUGUGCUAUCCUUCUGAAGACUUGAGACAGUUGACUUGAUUCCUAGGAAAGCAGUGAUAAGAGUGGACUUCAUUCUUUGCUUGAACUCGUUUUCUCGCUAAAUUGCAAGUAAAUCUUGUUAUUUUAAAAUGUGUGACAGAUUGCAAAUCAUUUUCUUUUAAUCGUGGUCGUAGAACAGACGAAAUCUUCUUUCCUCUUCUUUGGGUGUGCACCAAUGAGAAAUUUAUUAUAAUGACGCUUAAAGACCUCGAGAGGACCUUCAGUUAACAAACGGGGACUACGAUCAAGAUCCUAUUUAUUUUUGUUGUCUUAACUUUAUUUAUGUUUUUCAUUUGACCGAUUCGUCAGUCGCAUGUAACUUCAGGAACUUGAUGCCGGACAUUCUCACAUAUGUUAUGUUGUUGUUAUUGUUGUUGUUUUUCUCUCUCUUUCUCCUUCUUAACUGAAAACUUAUCUCAAAGCUUCAGUAAAGAAAUUAAAUGAAUUCCCCAAGAUCGUCAAACUGUUUCCGUGUGUUGUCCGCGUGAAAUGUCGAUGAGCUUGAGUAUUUUCUUCUAGGGAAAUAUUUUCACUUU